Messenger RNA from Desarmillaria tabescens, 264 nucleotides. RefSeq lists its product as uncharacterized. Lineage: Eukaryota; Fungi; Basidiomycota; Agaricomycetes; Agaricales; Physalacriaceae. The record is from RefSeq and is a predicted model, not a curated record. The transcript has a single exon. The annotation marks the transcript as partial.
CUAAUCUCACAGCAGUCAUAUGCGUCCGAUGCACUAAAUGAUGCUAGAUUUAUCACCCAUUCUCCCUGCUCUCUCCCCAAGGACGUGCUAUUGGAGAUAUUUUAUCAUUGUGUCAAUGAAGUUGUGGAGGCAUUACAUGGGGGACAAACUCGUUGUGUUUUGCAUCAUGAUGUUGCACCAUUGUCAUUAUCUCAAGUAUGCCAACGCUGGCGACGUGUAACCAUUCAAGCGCCUCUUUUAUGGCGUUGUGUAUCUGUUAACUUG